Molecule: messenger RNA, 1971 nt
Organism: Fusarium pseudograminearum CS3096
Lineage: Eukaryota; Fungi; Ascomycota; Sordariomycetes; Hypocreales; Nectriaceae
Exons: 2
Coding region: 1-1971 (656 amino acids)
Molecular function (GO): protein dimerization activity
Source: RefSeq, a predicted model, not a curated record
AUGAGUUCGACGGCAUGGAAUGGGCAAGACCAAACGAUGGCCUCGGCCGGUGAUGAUGACUUCCACCAAUUUCUCGACAUGAGCAACAUGGGAAGCCUGGGCGAUGCGAUGACCUUCGACUUUCAGUCUUUCCAGGAUGGUUCUGCGCAGGGACUGAUGAAUCAAUCGCGCGAUGUUCCCGAUACGAUAAUGACGGACAGUGACAACCCAGGCCUGAUGGUUACAGCCGGCGCAAUGCCAAUGUCAACUUCAACUGCUCAACCAACGAUCCCGGCGCAUAUGAUGACGCCUGCGAGCGACCCCAUUUCCAACAUCGACGCCCAGAUCCAGUAUCUUCAGCAGCAAAAGUUCCAUCAGCAGCAGCGCCAAAUGCAGGAGCAGCAAGCGGCUUUCUUCCACAACCAUAACCACAAUCACUCUGUGCCGCCAACACCACAAAGUCUUGAGAUGCCCAACAACGCACAAUUCUACUCCCAAGCAGAGCAAAUGCCAGCUUCGGGCGCUUACGAUAGAGGCUACCACCAGCGCAUGAAGGAACAAGAUAUGGCUUUCACACCUCUUGUCUCCCCGGCAGUGACUCCUCUGGACCCCAACUUCUCAAUGGACAAUGGCUACACUAUUCCUAGCGCCUACUUCAGCCCUCUAACAUCGCCGGCUCUUCAUGCGCAAAACGACCCUUCGACAAUCUACGACCCACGUCACACCAACACAAACAACUCACCAAUCGAUGUGGACCUCGACAGAUCGGCUAUUCCUGUUACUUCUGUUUUGGACUUGCCUAAGAAGCCUGUCAGGAAGAAGGCCGCAACCAAGUCGAGAGCAAAGGCCAGCAUUCGAAGCUCUCCGAUUGUGAAGCCUCAACGUCGGAAAAUGGGACCCAGUCCUGCGAUUGUGUCACAGGUACUUAGCGAGUUCGAAGAGAUGAACGGCUCUUUUCUUCCUACAUCCGCGACCUCUACCGAGACGUCGGCAGAGGAGAACUCAUCGGUGUCCCCUGAAGCCCUCUCCGAGAUGCCCCCGCCUCCAAUUCCCAACAGGAGAUCGACAAGCAAAUCGCCAUACAUUCAAGCACAGUCGAGCAGUCAACAAACACCUGUCCCGGCUCCUGUGGACUUACAUCCUGCUCCAGCUACACCUGCUUCGCUCAUGAAGCUGCCUGCAUCUAGGGCAAACAAGCAUGCUGCAGGACACCCAGAACCCAUUGUUUCUGAUCACAUCGAAUCACUAGAGCUGCCCGAGUCGGUAUCUAGCAAAACCAUGACGCCUGUUAUCUCACGAUCCUCGGUCCAGUCCCCAGUUGUGGAGGCUGCUGCUGGUAAGGCGUCUGGCUUCCAACCUCUACCAUCUCCAAUCUUCCCUCGACGACAAUCAGGAACCAUUUCGGCAACUGCGAGCCCUCAACUAGCCCCCGGAUCGACAGGCCCAUCUGCGCGGAAAACUCCUCAACUCGCACCUCGGUCAAGUAGGAAGAGGUCUACAGGUUCUGUUCACGUUUCGCCUGCUCUGCUGCCGAGAAUCUCACCCAGUAUCAAGCCUUUGCUUCCUGGUACGCCUGGAAUGACGCCAGCGGAGAGCGCUGCCUCACAACUGCUCAUGUCGAAAUCCAACUACCAAAACAUCCUGGAGGGCAACAAGGUGCCGGGCGUGUCAUACCCAAGCGAACUUUCGACCAACCUUACAUCAAAGCGAACAUCACACAAGAUUGCAGAGCAAGGGCGCCGUAACCGUAUCAACUCGGCGCUGCAGGUUAUGGCAGGACUCUUGCCUGGAGGUGAUAAGACAGACAUUGUAGACGAAGGCGACAAGAAGGAUGGAAAGCAAGCGAAUGCACAGAACAGUAAAGCCAGUGUCGUCGAAAAUGCCAUCGUGCAUAUGAAGAGCCUGGAGAAAGAGAACGUGGACUUGAAGAAGGAGGUUGAAGAACUAAAAAGGCGAUUGGAGGGUUUACAAGGGUCAACGGAUGACAAGUAA